Messenger RNA from Monoraphidium neglectum, 1125 nucleotides. RefSeq names its product Dehydrodolichyl diphosphate synthase. The transcript has 3 exons. Lineage: Eukaryota; Viridiplantae; Chlorophyta; Chlorophyceae; Sphaeropleales; Selenastraceae. The record is from RefSeq and is a predicted model, not a curated record. The coding region runs from base 1 to 1125 and encodes 374 amino acids. Gene Ontology annotation, biological process: polyprenol biosynthetic process. Gene Ontology annotation, cellular component: endoplasmic reticulum.
AUGUGGCUGCCCGUGCGGCGACUGCUCGAGCUGCUGAUGGCGGGCGCCGGCUCGGAGGUGCCGGGCCAUGUGGCGUUCAUAAUGGACGGCAACCGGCGCUAUGCUGACGAGGCCGGCGUCGAGCUGCUGGAGGGCCACACCUCGGGCUACUCCAAGAUGGUUGACGUCAUCAAGUGGUGCUUCGAGCUGGGCAUCUGCCACGUCAGCGUCUACGCGUUUUCGAUCGACAACUUCCGCCGCGACACGGGGGAGGACGAGGCCGCGCGUGAGUGGGGCGCAGAGCUGCGAGUGCUGGGAGACCUCUCCCUCGCACCCCCAGGCGUGCAGGCCGCCGCGGCGCGCCUCAUGCGCUCGUCCGCCCGCCUCGCCGCGUCCGCGCCGCCCGGCGUCCCGCGGCGCGUGGUCAACGUUUGCUUCUCAUACACGUCAACGGAGGAGCUGGGGGCGGCGCUGGCGCGGCUGCGGCGCGGGCUGGCCGGGUGGCAGCUGCUGCCCGGGGACGUCGGCUGGCCGCUGGUGCAGUCCGCGCUGCACACUGGCGCGCCGCGCGCGGGCGGCAGUCCGCCGGUGGACCUGGUGAUACGGACGUCCGGGGAGGAGCGGCUUUCGGACUUUCUGCUGUGGCAGUCUGGGGGCGCGCUGCUGCAGUGGCUGCCGGUGCUGUGGCCGCGGCUGUCGUUUCUCGACCUGUUGCGAGCGGUGCGCGCGUGGCGCGCCGCGCGGCCGGCGCUGGCGGCGCUUGCAGCGACGGCGGCCGAGCGGGAGCCUCGCGGGCGCGGCGGCUCCGGCGUUGGUGGGGGCGCGGCCGCCGGCGGCGGCGAUGAGGGGCGCGGUGGCGACGCGGCGGGCGCGGGCGGCGGCGGCGGCAGCGGCGCUUGCGGCGGGGGGCCGUGCGGCGGCUCGCCGAAGGGGACGGAGCGCGCGGCGUCGGCGGCGCUGUCUGCGAUAAGCGAGGACGAGCCCAGCUGCGCGCCGCACCCUUCCCAGCAGCUGCGGUUCAAUGACUUCCUCCGCGGCCUGGAGGCGCAGCGGCAGGACUGGAUACGGCAGACGCUCGAGGCGGCAGGGGAGUGGGAGGAAUGGGAGGGGCCGCAGCGUAGCCACUUGGUCGCGCCGGCGUCCUGA